UGGUUAGCUAAGGUUAGUUAAUUUAACAUGUUGACCAACUUGACCAAUUUCACACUAAAUCAUAACCUUUCAAUUUAAAAUUUAAUGUCUGGAACUAAAGCAAUUUAGAAAAAAAAAUUGUGAAAAUACUAAAUCUCUUUUUUGGGACAUUAUACUCCCAAUUUCGAUUGCAGUGAUAUAAACCGUCAAAAUCUUUUCUGAUCUGCCAAAACAGACGUAACCACCAACCAAAAAUCCAAUCAUUACGUUCAUAAAGUUAUGACUUCUGUAACAUUAUACUAUUUCCCCAGGUGAUUUAAUUAAAAAGUUCCGGAUCGCAUUGUCCCAUUUCAUAGCUAAAAUGUUUAAAAUUAUUUCAAGAAAACUAAGUCCUCAAAACAUUUCCAACCUGAAAUUCAAGUAUGAAACCAGAAACCGAGUAUGCAGCAGAUUUUACAGCAACAGUAAUCGCAAUUUAUGUCCCCCACCUAAGAAAAGACAAAAACCAGCUACCGGAACUCUUUAUACCAUAGGUGCUGUUGCUUUAAUAGGUGGUGCUACCUUAACAUAUGCAAAGUAUAAUGAUGAAUUCAGAGAUGCUCUAGUAUGCAGUGCCCCAUUUUUAGACGAUAUCUUAAAAGUAAUUUAUUUAGAAGAAGAACUGGGUGAAGCAAUGGGAAAGGCAUAUCGAAGUGUAAAGCAAAGUGUAGUCAGUGCAAUAGCUGGCAAAAAAGAGAAACCUGCAGCUGAAAUAAGUGAGAAACAGGAAUUCAAACCUCCUCCAACUAUAUUACCACGAUUGGAAGAAGGUAAAAUUCCAGAUGAUAACUUCCAGGAACUCAGGAUUGAGAAGCAAACUGAUGAAGGUGAAACUGAAGUAGAGAUUGCGGGUGUUGUUAAACCAAAGCUAGAAGAUUUACCUGAAACUGACGCUAGAAAUUUACGUCAAUUAGAGCAAGAUUUGACAGAAUCUUGUGCAGAUGCAGUGAAUUCAUAUAAUAAAGCUUUGUAUAACUUAAAGAAAUUCAACAUGGAAGUUGAAUGUCUAGUUGAAGAAUCUAUUGAUAAAAUUACUGUUGAUACUUGGUCAUCCAUCAAAACAAAGGCCCGAGAAAAAGAUAAGUCAUUGAAAGAAGCUCAAGAAAAGGCAGAUCAAGCAAUAGCUAAAGCGAACAAAUUGGAGAAAUUAGUUCAAGAACCAGAAUUUGAAGCUAGGGAUGUCAGCAGGGAAAUUCUCAUGACCAAUAUCAAACAAAUCAAGAAAAACAUAGAAGAUUCCAAGAAGGGAUUAUACAAAGAAUCGAAAAUGGGAAGUGUGGCUUAUAAAUAUUGGGAACAAGUACAGAAAGCCAGACAACAUUUCAGCGAAGAAUUAGAAUCUUUGUUUCCUACAGUUGACUUGCAUAGUAGGGAAUUAAAGAUAGCUGGUGAAGACUUGGAUUUGUUCUUGAUGCAUGCCUACUCUCAUGUUCUCUAUUACCAGAAGGAGUUGGCUAAGGCAGAAACUUUAGCCCAGGAUAAGCUUCAGAGGGCUGUGGAAUCUGCACAAAAAGGUGGGGGAGAAGCCCUUACUACAGCUCAGAUUUGUGAAGCUCUAGAGCAAGAAAAAAGAAAAAUAACUUUAUGUUAUCAGAAACAAUGCUUAAAAUUAAGAAAAGAAUCAGAAUGUUACCUGAGGGAACAAUUGAAGCGUCAAUCUCAAGCUUUCGCUGAUCAUUUAGAAGAAGCCUUGCUGCAGAAAGAGAAAGAAAUGGACCGAAACUUGGCUCGAAAAUUCGAUGAGAAACUUGAAGAAGAAAAAUGUAGAUUUAAGAUGCAACUUGCUGCCAUGAUUGGAAGACUGAGAGGAUUAGAUCGUACAAUGAAAAUUCGAGAAAUGGCUGAUGAAGAAGCAAAAAAAUCCCAAGUUUUAUGGGCAGCUUGCCAAGCUCUGUUGAGAGCAUUAAGAACAGCUUGUCCAGGGUUACCUUGGCAAACGCAACUCAGACCCCUUACACCUGAAUUGAAUGCUGUGGAAAAGUCAGCAGCCGAUCAAGAUGAACUGGUGAAAGCAGUAUUGCAAGCAAUUCCUUUCGAAGCUAGAGAAAGGGGCAUUUUUCCAGAAGAUGCUCUAAGGGAGCGUUUUCUCAAGGUAGAAAAAGUCUGUCGUAUGUUAGCACUAGUGCCUGCUGAAGGUGCUGCAUUACCCAUCUAUAUCUUGUCCUACAUUCAGUCCCUUCUUCUAUUGAAAGCACCUAGUCCCAUACCUCAGGCUGAAUUAAACAAUGAGGAGACCAAUUUUUCGGAGUUGUCAACUAAUGAUAUCCUGCAGAGAGCUAGGUAUUGGUUGGAUAGAGGCAACUUCCUGCAAACAUUGAAGUAUAUGAAUCUUCUGCAAGGUGCUUCACGUAGCGUAGCACGACAAUGGAUGAAUGAAGCUAGAAUUUUGCUGGAAACUCAACAGGCCGCCAAUACUUUGAUGGCUCAUGCCGCAUCCAGUGGUCUAAUGUAUUUGUAGAUUGAGUGUAUAAAUUUUACAUUAAAUAAUUGGCAAUUGAAAUAUUUUCGUGCAUCCCAAGAUCAUAUUUAUUGUAAUUGUACUUUCAUAAAUUUACACUAUUGAUA
Harmonia axyridis is the source of this 2583-nucleotide messenger RNA. RefSeq names its product MICOS complex subunit Mic60. NCBI's taxonomy places the organism in Eukaryota, Metazoa, Arthropoda, Insecta, Coleoptera, Coccinellidae. The transcript has 8 exons. Bases 341 to 2476 code for a protein of 711 amino acids. Gene Ontology annotation, cellular component: MICOS complex. Gene Ontology annotation, biological process: cristae formation. The record is from RefSeq and is a predicted model, not a curated record.